GAUCCGGAAGUACUUAGUUAUCCUUGCCUGCUUCACAGCGGUGCAUGUAGCUAUCUACUCAGAACUACACGGAUCAAAUUGUUGCUAGCAUAUUUACCAUUUUCAAAACAUUAUUAGCAUAUUACUUAGACACGAAGUUUAAAUCUUCUGCGGAAGUCAACCGAUCUCUGUUUAGUUUUCGCAAACGUUUGAAAAUGUUGAGCAGUGUUUCUCUCCGGGCUCAGAUCGCUUCCAUCAUAGAGGUACUUUCUAAAGCUGCGGUUUCAGAAAUUAGCAAAGUAGUCGACGAUGGCAUAGUUGUGUUACGUGUGGAAAUGUGUCGACGGGAAAAUGAAAUCAACGUCCUGAAAAAUAAUGUACAACAACUUGACAGCGAGCUUCGAAGAGCUCGAGGGAUUCAACCUCGAAAACGCAUCCAUCAUGGUCGAUCAGUCGCUGCUGAGAAUCUUGGGAGAAAAGGGCCUAGUAAAAAUGGUACCACUUGUGUGAGGAAGACCUCCGUUGAGAAACUGCAGCCUGGGGGAGACGGCAAUGGAAAGGAUGAAGGCGUUGUACCUGCGGAUGAGACUCUGGUCAAGAUUGAGCCGGGAGGGGAGGGUGAACAGGAAGAGCAGACUACAAGGAGAAAAGACGAGGAUCGUCUUGAUGCUGAACUGUCAACGUACGAGAGAGACAGCCAGCCGUGGAUGCCCGGUACACAAGAAGACAAUGAUAUGGAGACAAACUCACUGUGUCUCCCUGAUCACUCUCCUGAACCUUCCGGAAUGACGGCAGCUUCAUGCAGCAGUGUUUCAUUACCAGGGAAACCAUAUUUGGAGUCAGAUGUCAGAGAGGAUAUGAUUUUACAACUCAGACAGCAACAACGUUAUAGGCAGUCAGAAGCGCUCAGGAGAGCAAGCGACGGCACGGUAAAGGCAAACCCAGACCCUCAAUGUGAAUUCGGUUUUGGCCCGAAUUACAAUACGGCAAGGAGAGCGAGGACCAAGAGAUUUUUCCAGGUUAAUAAACACUUCAUUUGCACACUGUGUGGAAAGAGUUUUGAACGUUACAGCCAUCUUGAAAGACAUCUACGAAUUCAUACGGGUGAGAAACCGUAUAGUUGUGACCUAUGUGGAAGGUGUUUCAACCAGAAGGGUAGCCUCAAAGGACAUCUGAAGACUCACAGAGUAUCGAUAGACGGGCUAGCUAACAACGAAGAGAAGCCUCUCCUGGAUAGACGUCAGUCUGAGGAAGAGCGUAGCGAAGUGUUCCAAACUGCUCCUCAGAUGCCCAUGAAGUCUGAGCCAGGGGAGGACAAGGAUGCAUUCCAGACACUAGAUCAUAAAGCAGGAGAACAGUCUGCAGGGAGAGCAGAACAGCAACUGGAUGAUGACUUGUCAACGUACGAGAGAGACGGCCGGCCGUGGAUGUCCAGUUCACAAGCAGACAACGAUAUGGAGACGAGCAAUUCAGAAUAUUUCAUCAGUUCAGGUCAGAACUCCCAGUGUCUCACCGAUCACUCUCCUGUACUUCCUGUCCCAGGAAGGGUGGAGGCGUCAUGUAGCAGUGCUUCAUCUCCAGGGAAACCAUAUGUAGAUGUCAGAGAGGAUAUGAUUUUACAGCUCAGACAGCAACAUUAUGGACCUUCAGACACACUCUUGAUAGCAAGUGACGGUACAGUACAGCCAAACUCGCAGGUCACGGACGGGGCUUCUCUGAACCAUCCUCCCAUCUUCUCCAGUUUUCCGGAAAGGAAAGUGAAAACCUUCCAAGGAGUCACCAAGGACAAGAAGUGCUUCAUCUGCUCAUUCUGUGGGAAGGUUUUUGAGCGUGUUGGUCAUCUGGAAAGGCACCAGCGAAUUCAUACGGGUGAGAAACCGUAUAGUUGUGACAUAUGUGGAAGGUGUUUCAACCAGAAGGGUAGUCUCAAAGGACAUCUGAAGACUCACAGAGACGGCGCUGACAUGCUAACGGGUCUACCUCCGCUAGAUGAUAAAAAGCCUGACGUUUAUCCUAGACCCUCGGAGAACCCAGGGGAACCGAGGGAUUUAUUUGAUCAGCCCUCAUCUGCUGAAGCACAGCCUAGCUCCGGGCACGUUGAGGAGGAGGAGGGCAGGGGGCAGGGGUUGGUGGGGGUUUCAGAGAAAGAGAAGCAGUUUGAAUCCCAGAUACUCAGUCAGUCAGGACCUCAACACCAACAAAGCACAGAGCGACCAGAUUACCAGGACGACCCAGAGUAUGUCAUGGAUGAGAGGGAGAGUCAGCUGUGUAGAUCUUUCACAGAGAGGCACAGUGAUAUGGAGUCUGGAUCACUAAAUCCAGGUUGCUCCUCCGAUGCGACAAAGCAGCAGAACUCCCAUCCUGUUUCACCCAGUGUCAAAUACCAUCACAGUUCUUUUGAUGGACUGCACCACCACCACGGGUUCUAUACGUCAGCUUCUAGAGAGGUGGAACUUGAAGGCUUGUCUUUUCAGGAUGAGAAAGACAAGCUGGGUGUGAUUGAGCAAGAGCAGUAUGCAGGGGUGGUUCUACAUGCAAGGAACAGGGAGGAUGGUGAUGGAACAGUACUACCCAGGUUUCAGGACCGGGUACCACCGUCACCACUACCUGUAGAGGAGGAAACUGCAAUGAGAGCGUACAUCACAGAACCAAACUACAGUCAAGAGGGGAUUUUAUUUGCCCUUGGCAUAGACAGUUUUGACAGUACAGAGGGAACCAGUGCCACUACAGACGACACAAGAAAUAGAUGUUUCAUAUGCUCCUUUUGUGGAAAGAGUUUUGAUCGCCAUAGUCAUUUUGAAAGACACCUGCACACUCACACUGGUGAGAAACCCUACUGCUGUGAGAUAUGUGGUAAGAGUUUCACUCAGAAGAGCAGCCUGAAAGCUCAUCAGAGACUUCAUACAGGUUAAUCAAGGGCCAAAGCGUAUUUGUUUGCAUUUCAAAUGGCACCCUAUUCCCUAUACAGUUGCAAGAAACAGUAUGUGAACCCUUUGGAAUUACCUGGAUUAGGGUCAUAAAAUGUUAUCUGAUCUUCAUCUAAAUCACAACAAUAGACACACAGUCUGCUUACACUAAUAAUACACAAAUUAUUGUAUUUUUCUUUUGGAAAAAGUAUGUGAACCCUGAGGAUAAUGACUUUUCCAAAAGCUAAUUGGAGUCAGGAGUCAGCUAACCUGGAG
Messenger RNA from Oncorhynchus tshawytscha (Chinook salmon), 3161 nucleotides. RefSeq names its product zinc finger E-box-binding homeobox 1. Bases 195 to 2891 code for a protein of 898 amino acids. NCBI's taxonomy places the organism in Eukaryota, Metazoa, Chordata, Actinopteri, Salmoniformes, Salmonidae. The transcript is spliced from 4 exons. The record is from RefSeq and is a predicted model, not a curated record.